GACCGUUUGAAUUGACAAACGUCAAAAUUCAAAGCGUGGGAAAUAUCUACGAAAACAUUUGAUUGCUCCCAAAUCCGUGCGGUAAAAUACUGGAAAUGUUCGAAGUGGCUUGGAUUUGUGGCAAACGAAACUAACGUGCUAAGUUGACGCUUCCCGCACGCUAGAUCGGAACCGCCCCUUGUAAGCAUAAAAAAUAUGAAAGAAAUUUUAUUAAUCGCAAUGGGUUUCAUUUGUUUCUGCUCUGCGGAUAUUCCCUUGGUGAUAAACACUUGGAACUUUGAGGACGCUACCAGAAACGCUUGGCUAACAUUACAAGACGCACAUAACGCUAUUGAUGCCUUAGAACAAGGUUGUCGAACUUGCCAAAAUCUUCAAUGUGAUUUUACGGUGGGCUUUGGAGGAAGCCCGGAUGAAAAUGGAGAAACUACAUUGGAUGCUUUAAUUUUUGACGGAAAUGACAUGAACAUGGGCGGCGUAGGGAAUCUUAGAAACAUCAAAGACGCCAUUGGCGUGGCACGAAAAGUCCUUGAGAACACAGAACAUUCCUUCUUGGUUGGCGAUCUGGCUAGCACAUUUGCCACGUCGUUAGGAUUCUAUCCAGAGUCGUUGCAAACAAAUUAUUCGCUUGACUUAUGGCAAAGUUGGAAGAAUAAUAAUUGCCAACCAAAUUUUUGGAUGCAUGUUUUGCCUGAUCCUUCAUAUAAUUGCGGACCAUACACACCAACUGAUUCCUAUUCCCAAUCUUUUUUAAAAAAUGAAUUAUCCGCAAGAAAAUCAAACUUUCGUUCAAAUAAUCACGAUACAAUAGGAAUGAUUGUUAUUUCUGAAGACGGCCAUGUUGUGGCGGGAACAUCCACCAACGGUGCCAAUCACAAAAUUCCGGGGCGCGUGGGUGAUUCACCAUUACCUGGGGCUGGAGCCUAUGCUGACAGCGAAGUUGGCGCCGCAACCGCAACAGGAGAUGGUGAUCUAAUGAUGAGGUUUUUGCCGAGUUUUUUAGCAGUAGAACAAAUGCGAUUGGGUAGGUCUCCUUCAAAGGCUGCGAAGAUAUCGAUUUCCCGGAUAGCUGCAAGAUUUCCAAACUUUUUUGGUGGGAUUAUUGCCGUUGAUAAAAAGGGAAAUAUUGGUGCAGCGUGCAAUGGCAUGGACAAGUUUCCGUUUUCAUAUAUAAACAAAAAUACGACUGCACCAGCUAUCAGAUAUAUAAAUUGUACAAACAACCCUAAAUUUUCAAAUUAAAUAAUAUCGAAUAAUUUCGGUAGUGUUGGCAGACGCUUGAUGAGAUUUAACGAUAUUCCAUUAGGUAUUAUCUAAAAACAUAGCUAUUAGAUAAUAUAGUGGCCCUAGUAGGGUAAAAUUUGAACAUUUACUACAUCUGGGCAUAUU
Messenger RNA from Cylas formicarius (sweet potato weevil), 1386 nucleotides. Its product is annotated as N(4)-(Beta-N-acetylglucosaminyl)-L-asparaginase-like. The coding region runs from base 196 to 1239 and encodes 347 amino acids. NCBI's taxonomy places the organism in Eukaryota, Metazoa, Arthropoda, Insecta, Coleoptera, Brentidae. The record is from RefSeq and is a predicted model, not a curated record. Gene Ontology annotation, molecular function: N4-(beta-N-acetylglucosaminyl)-L-asparaginase activity. Gene Ontology annotation, cellular component: lysosome. The transcript has 7 exons. Gene Ontology annotation, biological process: protein deglycosylation.